AUGGCCCCUGUCCUAAAUCAAAUCCAAUGGAUUUAUCGCGAGUUUGGCCUCAAGUCUCUUUUCCACACCGGCAAGAAUUCGUGGCUCAUAAUACUAUCACGAUGCACGCGGAUGUUGGCUUAUGGGACUAGUUCCCUAACACUUGUUCUCUUCUUUUCUGCCCUAGACUUUUCAGAUACUCGAAUUGGAUUGUUCAUGACUUUGACGCUAUUGGGGGAUGUUCUUCUGUCUGUUCUCUUGACAUUAGUGGCGGAUAGGGUGGGAAGACGCCGGAUUUUGUUUGGCGGCUCUCUGCUUAUGGUUCUUUCAGGGGCUACGUUUGCGCUGUCUGAGAACUUCUGGUUGCUGCUUUUCGCAGCUGUUGUUGGUGUUAUCAGUACAACAGGUGGCGACCUGGGACCCUUCCGAGCCAUUGAAGAAUCUACGCUCUCACAUCUCACAACUCCUGAGACUCGUUCGGAUGUACUUGCGUGGUAUGUUACUACUGCUAGCUUUGGCUCUGCAAUCGGGACGGAGGUUGCUGGGCGUGUGGUGGAUUACUUGCAAAAGCGAGAUGGAUGGACGAUACUUGAUGCAUAUCACAUGGUGUUUUGGAUCUACUCCAUUAUGGGAAUCCUCAACAUGGUCCUGACACUUUUACUCGACAAAAGAUGCGAGGCGGUGGAAACAAAAGAAGUUGUUGACACUGGGUCGUCACAUGGAGAAGAGUCAGGGGUUCUGCUUGACGAAAUGCACGAGCACGACGAAGACUCUGGGGAUGAAGGCCAACAUCAGAGAAGUUCAAGAUCAAUUCCGAGCCCAGACCUCCAACUCGGGAAGAAGAAAAGUCGCUUCUCGCAGAUAUCUCAGGAGACACGCAGUGUGAUGUAUAAGCUUUGGUUCCUACUCAUUGUAGACUCUUUAGCUGAUGGCAUGGUGGGAUACUCUUUGACGGUGUAUUUCAUGGACUUGAAGUUCAGCCUUGCUAAAUCGACACUGGGAGAUAUCACAUCUAUAAGUUAUCUGCUCUCUUCCCUAUCUACAAUAUUUGCGGCUCCACUAGCCCGUCAUCUGGGACUCGUCAACACCAUGGUAUAUACUCAUGUACCAUCCUCAGCAGCGGUCCUACUGUUUCCAUUUCCAUCAAGUGUCUGGAUUACAGUUGCUCUUUUCUUCCUUCGAACUGGUCUCAACAACAUGGAUCAAGCCCCUCGAUCUGCUUUCAUCGCGGCUGUUGUUAAGCCGGAAGAGAGAACAGCAGUUAUGGGCAUCACAAGUAUGCUUAGAACUUUAGCGGCAACAUGUGGGCCUACUGUUACCGGUUUACUAGCUGGAAAUGACAAAUUUUGGAUAGCGUUUGUGGCUGCCGGAGUUCUACGUCUUGCCUACGACUUUGGGCUCUUCGCGAUGUUUGUGAACAUGAAGCUAUAUAAACAUGAGAAUCCCGAGGGAACAAAAGGAGGAUUUGCUCUCACUUCUACCAGCUCACGAGAUGAAGAGGAAUUAGGAGAGCUUCGAAGGGACUCUGAAAACUCUGAAAGAGCUCCCAAAUAG
Glarea lozoyensis ATCC 20868 is the source of this 1533-nucleotide messenger RNA. RefSeq names its product MFS general substrate transporter. The transcript has a single exon. Gene Ontology annotation, cellular component: fungal-type vacuole membrane. The record is from RefSeq and is a predicted model, not a curated record. Gene Ontology annotation, molecular function: transmembrane transporter activity. NCBI's taxonomy places the organism in Eukaryota, Fungi, Ascomycota, Leotiomycetes, Helotiales, Helotiaceae. The coding region runs from base 1 to 1533 and encodes 510 amino acids. Gene Ontology annotation, biological process: transmembrane transport.